UUUCCGAGUGCUCUGGUGCGGGUUUCGCUUAGUAGCUGAGUGGUCCUGUGUGCUGUGUGCUCUUGUUCUGGAUUCUGUGGAGCGUGCUCAAGCAAGCUCCAAAGUUGCGACAUGAAUGCACUGACCUAUGAUGAUGUGCAUGUGAACUUCACUCGAGAAGAAUGGACUUUGCUGAAUCCUUUACAGAAGAGUCUCUACAAAGAUGUAAUGUUGGAGACCUACAGGAACCUCAAUGCUGUAGGCUACAAUUGGGAAGACCACAAUAUUGAAGAACAUUGUCAAAGUUCCAGAAGACAUGGAAGGCAUGAAAGAAGUCAUACUGGAGAGAAACCGUCUGAAAAUACUCAGUGUGGUAAAGCCUUUACAUGUCACAGUUAUCCUCAACGACAUGAAAGAAUUCAUACUGGAGAGAAGCCCUAUGAUGGUAUUCAGUAUGGUGAAUCCAAUGUACAUCACAGUAGUCUCCAAAUACAUAAACUAAUACAUAUUAGAGAGAAACCCUACAAAUGCAAUCAAUGUGGUAAAGCCUUUACACGACACAGGGAUCUCCAAAUACAUAAAAGAACACAUACUGGAGAGAAACCCUAUGAAUGUAAUCAAUGUGGUAAAGCCUUUGCACGAUGGUCUCGUCUCAAAAUGCAUAAAAUAACACAUACUGGAGAGAAACCUUACAAAUGUGAUCAAUGUGGCAAAACCUUUGCAAAUCAAAGUUAUUUCCAAGUACAUAAAAGAAUACAUACUGGAGAAAAGCCCCAUGAAUGUAAUCAAUGUGGUAAAGCCUUUGCAUAUCAUAAUCAUCUUCAAAUACAUAAAAGAACACAUACUGGAGAGAAACCCUAUGAAUGUAAUCAGUGUGGUAAAACCUUUGUAGCUCAUCGUAAUCUCCAAGUACAUAAAAGAACGCAUACUGGAGAGAAACCCUAUGGAUGUAAUCAAUGUGGUAAAGCCUUUGCAUCUCAUAAUUAUCUCCAAGUACAUAAAAGAACACAUACUGGGGAGAAACCCUACGAAUGCAGUCAAUGUGGUAAAGCUUUUGCAUAUCCUGGUUACCUCCAAGUACAUAAAAGAACACAUACUGGAGAGAAACCAUAUGAAUGCAAUCAAUGUGGUAAAGCCUUUGUAGGUCAGAAUGUUCUUAAAAGACAUGAAAAAAUUCAUACUGGAGAGAAACCUUACAAAUGUAAUCAAUGUGAUAAAGCCUUUGUAUAUAACAAAGGUCUCCAAGCACAUAAAACAACACAUACUGGAGAGAAACCCUAUGACUGUGAUCAAUGUGGUAAAGCCUUUACAAGACACAGGGAUCUCCAAAUACAUAAAAGAAUACAUACUGGAGAGAAGCCUUAUAAAUGUAAUCAAUGUGGUAAAGCCUUUGUACAACAGACUCAUCUCAAAAUGCAUAAAAUAACACAUACUGGAGAAAAACCUUACAAAUGUGAUCAAUGUGGCAAAGCCUUUGUAAAUCAAACUUAUUUCCAAGUACAUAAAAGAACACAUACUGGAGAGAAACCAUAUGAAUGCAAUCAAUGUGGUAAAGCCUUUGUAAGUCAGAAUGUUCUUAAAAGACAUGAAAAAAUUCAUACUGGAGAGAAACCUUACAAAUGUAAUCAAUGUGAUAAAGCCUUUGUAUGUAACAAAGGUCUCCAAGCACAUAAAACAACACAUACUGGAGAGAAACCCUAUGACUGUGAUCAAUGUAGUAAAACCUUUGUAUAUCGUUGUUAUCUCCGAGUACAUAAAAGAAUUCAUACUGGAGAGAAGCCUUAUAAAUGUAAUCAAUGUGGUAAAGCCUUUGUGCAACAGACUCAUCUCAAAAUGCAUAAAAUAACACAUACUGGAGAAAAACCUUACAAAUGUGAUCAAUGUGGCAAAGCCUUUGUAAAUCAAACUUAUUUCCAAGUACAUAAAAGAAUACAUACUAGAGAGAAACCCUAUGAAUGUAAUCAAUGUGGUAAAGCCUUUGCAUAUGAUGAUCAUCUUCAAAUACAUAAAAGAACACAUACUGGAUAGAAAGCCUAUGAAUGUAAUCAGUGUGGUAAAACCUUUGCAGCUCAUUGUUAUCUCCAAGUACAUAAAAGAACACAUACUGGAGAGAAACUGUAUGAAUGCAAUCAGUGUGGUAAAGCCUUUGCAGGUCAGAAUGUUCUUAAAGGACAUGAAAAAAUUCAUACUGGAGAGAAACCUUACAAAUGUAAUCAAUGUGGUAAAGCUUUUACAUAUCAUAGUCAGCUCCGAGUGAAAGGCUGGAGAAUCUUAGAAUGUAUAAUGUAUAACUUUUACCUAAAAGUGGGGCAUGGAAAACCUCUGCCACAAGCCAAAGAAA
Molecule: messenger RNA, 2320 nt
Organism: Mastomys coucha (southern multimammate mouse)
Lineage: Eukaryota; Metazoa; Chordata; Mammalia; Rodentia; Muridae
Product: zinc finger protein 431-like
Exons: 4
Coding region: 112-2007 (631 amino acids)
Biological process (GO): negative regulation of transcription by RNA polymerase II
Molecular function (GO): DNA-binding transcription repressor activity, RNA polymerase II-specific
Source: RefSeq, a predicted model, not a curated record